GUCCUCCUAACUACUACCUGCACUCCAGUUUCUCACUAGAGCCUGCAGCCUGCUAGCUAAGCCACCGAGCAUAUUGAGUCCAGUUGCUACACACUACUGCACCCUCUGCUAGCUGCGUCGGCGAUGUGUCUGCCGUUCUCCUGCGGCGGCGGCGACAAAGGCGACGAUUGGUCACAUGACUCUAGCAGCGUCCACCACCAUUUUCGGCAGCCGCCACAACCACAACCUCCUCCGCCACCAAGGGAAGACGAAAAGCAAACUUAUUAUAAGCCUCCCCCUGAGAAAGAAGCAUAUGGCCACCAUGGGACCAACAUGCCUGCCGGCGGCGGCGAUGGCAUGAAUAAUGGAGGAGCUCGUGCGGCGGAAGUGAACAAGAACGGAGGAGGGCACACGACGGACUUCGGCUACUCAGAUGGCAACGUCCAUGCUUCUGUCGGCGUUUUCCGAGGUCGAGAGAGUCAGAGCGCUGCCGGGAAGAAGAUCGUGGCGUCCACCGCUCCAGCGAUGCAAGCCUUCAAUAACAAGCAUAGGGAUAUGGCCGCAGCUCAACAAGCUCCUCAGGACCAAGCGCUGAAUGCGAUGCACUUCAUUAGUGCAAUUCCAAAGCUGACGGGACAGAACUAUGUUCUGUGGCGCGAGGAACUUGAUGCUGCUCUAGCACUUGCUGAGAUAGAUUUGGCUCUUCAGGAGCCAAAGCCCACUGAGCCAGAGGAGCCCGAAAGGGCUCAGAAUGAGACCGAUGAAGCUUUUGCUAAUCGGAAGCGAGACUUUGCUCCCAUCAGAGCAAAGUAUGAUCUUGAGAAGUACAAGUGGGAAAAGUCAAACCGCAAGUGCAAGAUUGUCAUCAAGAAAACCAUCACAGAGGGCCUAAGAGGUGCAAUCCCAGAAUGUGACACAGCAAAAGAAUAUCUUGAGAAAGUGAAGAAUCAGUUCACUGGUUCAACCAAAGCUCAUGCUUCCACCCUGAUCCAGAAACUCACUAACAUGAGGUUCACAGGGGGGAGUGUGAGAGAGCACAUUCUGAGCAUGAGCACCAUGGCAGCCAAGUUAGAGAAGCUAAAGAUGCCCCUCGCUGAUGGUUUCCUCAUUCACCUAGCUCUAAACUCACUUCCUAAAGAGUAUGAGACAUUUGUUGUUAACUACAACACACAGCCAGAGGAGUGGGAUUUAGAGAAGGUGAUUGCUAUGUGUGUGCAAGAGGAAGAAAGGCUCAAGAAUGCAAAUGGUGGUUCUGUGAACUUUGUGAAAGGAAAGAACAAGAAGCCAUUCUACAACAAGAAAGCUCCAGAUGCCUCCACCUCCCAGAACAAGGGAGGAAGCACUUCACAGCCUAAAGCACACCCAAAGCAAGACAACCAGCACAGGCAAGAGGACCCGGAUCGCUGUAGAUGGUGUAAUGAGACAGGGCAUUGGAAGCAUGACUGCCCUAAGUUCAUGAAACAUUGCCUAGUGAAAGGGAUUCAGUGGAGGGAGAACCCUUCAAAGAGGAGAAAGACAGAUUAAGGUGGCCACUGGUGUUGAAGCUGAAGUUCAAGCUAUAGGAAAUUUAUCUCUAGAUUUAGCUAGUGGUUUCACCCUUGAGUUGCAUGAUGUUCUUUAUGUUCCCUCUUUAGCUAGAAAUUUAAUUUCAGUUUCAUGUUUGUCAGACUAUGGUUUUGAUUGCCAUUUCAGCAAGAAUGAUUGUAAGCUACAGUUAAAUAAUAAAUGUGUGGGUCUUGCCUUCCGACAAGACAAACUUUAUUUAUUA
Molecule: messenger RNA, 1747 nt
Organism: Sorghum bicolor (sorghum)
Lineage: Eukaryota; Viridiplantae; Streptophyta; Magnoliopsida; Poales; Poaceae
Exons: 3
Coding region: 124-1503 (459 amino acids)
Molecular function (GO): nucleic acid binding; zinc ion binding
Source: RefSeq, a predicted model, not a curated record